AUGUUGUAUGCUAUUUUGACUGUGUUCAGCCGUGUCAUUGGCGGGAUUGGCUCUCCUUUUCUUGGUGGAAGAGAUCUGAUGAGGAAAACAAAGGCUGGCCUUUGUCUUCUUCUUGGUUCUGCGUCAAGAAAGAGAGAAGAGACAUUUGAGAGGAAGGAGUGCCGUCGAUCAUCGAUUUGGGUUCUGUCACAACUGGGUUUGAUUUCAGAUACAAUCGUCGACGAAAUGUCUCCAACGAAGGUCAGAGCUGUUCGGCGAAAGAAAAUACAAGAGGAGUACUCUUCUAGUAGCUCAGACAGUGAAGUUGUUCCUGAAGAUAACUCCUCAGAGGACGAUGAGGAGGUGAUUGUUGCGAGGGAGAAGGUUAGAAACUACAAAAGGGGAUGGAAGGAUGUAUCUCUACUGCAGGAGAGUGACAAAGAAGGUGAAGAUGAUGAUGAGCAGGUUCAUGAGGAGCAUGAUGAUGAGCAGAAUGAUGAGGGUUUAGGUUAUGAGGAGUAUGAUGAGGAGCCUGGGGAGAGCGAGAAAGGUGUUGAUAGUGAUUAUUUAGACUCUUCUGAUCCAGGAAGUUACAGGGAUAGUACAGAUGAGGAUCCAGAGGUGCGGGAUGAUGCAAUUAGAAAGAGAAGCAGAUUUCCAUCAUACAAAAAGGUGAAAGGUAUUCCGAAAUUUGAGCUUGGCAUGUUGUUCACUAGUAAUAAUGAGUUUAAGGAUGUUGUUAGCAAUUAUGCUAUAAUGACUAGGACUGACAUUCGAUUCAGUAAAAAUGAACCUAGUAGAUGUAGAGCCAAAUGUAAGGGAGCUACUGAUUGUCCAUGGUUGAUAUUUGCAUCAUAUAGUAGACAAGUGGAUAGUUUUCAGGUAAAGACCUAUGUCAGUGAACAUACAUGUCAACCAAAAAGGGGUUUAAAGUGGUUAACUACAAAGUACAUGGUGAAGAGGUUCUAUGGUUUUAUUGCUGCCCACCCAGACAUAAAAAUUAGAUAUCUAAAACCCUUUAUGGAACAAGCUUUGGAAUUAGAUGUGAGCUUAGGCCAAUGUAAAAGGGUGAGAAAGACUGUAUUAGCUGAUUUAACUGGUAGUUGUGUAAAGGAAUAUGCACAAUUAAGGAAUUAUGCUGAGGAGUUGAUGUUGUCUAACCCUGGAAGUACUGUCUCAUUGCUUACUGAUAGGCAAGAUGAGAAUGGACCUGUUCCAUUCAAAGCAUUCUAUUGUUGUUUUAAGGCAUGUAAGGAGGGAUUUAUGAAGGGUUGCAGACCAAUAUUAGGAAUUGAUGGAUGUUUUUUAAAGGGAUUAGUUAAAGGGGAAUUAUUGACAGCAAUAGGCCGUGAUGGGAAUAAUCAAAUGUUUCCAUUAGCUUGGGCUGUGGUACUGGUUGAGAACACUGAAACAUGGACUUGGUUUCUGAAUUUGUUAAAGCACGAUUUAGGUACUGCUGAAGGUGAACUUUGGACUCUGAUAAGUGAUAGGCAAAAGGGCUUGGUUGCUGCUGUAGCUGAUACAUGGCCAAAAGCUUAUCACAGCUAG
Molecule: messenger RNA, 1527 nt
Organism: Tripterygium wilfordii
Lineage: Eukaryota; Viridiplantae; Streptophyta; Magnoliopsida; Celastrales; Celastraceae
Exons: 5
Coding region: 1-1527 (508 amino acids)
Source: RefSeq, a predicted model, not a curated record